This is a messenger RNA of Monomorium pharaonis (pharaoh ant), 2794 nucleotides long. RefSeq names its product protein Cep78 homolog. Gene Ontology annotation, cellular component: centrosome. The coding region runs from base 1329 to 2699 and encodes 456 amino acids. Lineage: Eukaryota; Metazoa; Arthropoda; Insecta; Hymenoptera; Formicidae. Gene Ontology annotation, molecular function: protein binding. The record is from RefSeq and is a predicted model, not a curated record. The transcript is spliced from 6 exons.
UCUAUCUCGUGUCUUCAUUUAAAAGGAUGCUACAGUUAUUUGAGUAGUAUUUAAACAUACAACGGGGAUCAGUAUACGAAAGAUCCGCGCGUGUUUGAACGAUAAGCGGUGAUUUUAAGCCGAUAAUACUCACAGACAAUAGAGGGAGGGAUAGGUAGAAUUUGCGAGUAGCAAAUACAAGAUGUCGGGGAAUUAUCACUGUAAAUUUAAUCACUUAACACAGCGCCGUUUUUUAUACAGCGACUAUUUAGGGUCGUUUUAGAAUUUCCGUGACGUAAGUUAUCUUUGCGCAAGAGCUCAUCGCUGCGUUUGUGUAUCUAUUUCACUUCUUAUCCGUUGCUUUUAACACGAUGCUUCUUAAUGCGAGUCCUCAAUUGGUGCACGUGGCUUGAGAUACCCAAGUAUUAUACAUUCGUAAGAACAGUUGAAAUUGCUUUGUAUAAUAGCAAUUAUUCUUUUCUCUAAUAGUUCCUGUUAUGUGUUUCUAUUGUAUAAAAGUAGAAUUAUAAGUAAUACGACAUAAAAUUUAAAGAAAUUAGACAUCACAGACUCGCGUUUCGUACGCGCUAUUUAACAAAGCGCUAUUUUAUUUUUUACUUUUUAAAAAUAAAUUGCAAUGAUAAUUUUAUAGACCAUCUAUACAAAUUAUUUUGCUAAUUCGGCGACGACAGCCUCUCACGAAGUUAGCUCAGCAAAAGAACUAAUCAGCGUCGCGAUGAAGCGGUGACAUUUUAACAGAUUCGACUAUCGAUUUUAUGCUUUUUUUAGGAGUGAAUCUUUUUGUACGCAUUCAAAUGUUCGAUAUUUUUACAUUAAUAUCUUCAUGCAUUUAAAACGCGUCAUUUUCCGAAUUUUUGUGAAAACGGUAUUAGGGGAAAAAUUAUAGGUUGUUAGAGAAUAAAAUUUAUGAUCAGGUAAAAUUAUACAUGACAUUAUGCAAAACUGCAAAGAAAAAAAUCCUAAUAAAUUAUUUGAACAUACAUAUAAGGUACUAUGUUACGAAAAAAGUGUAAAGCCUUUGCCGAUGAUACAAAUGUAUCUGCAAAAGAACUGCUUGCGAUUUUGUGUCGAUCAUGUAAAUUUGGAAGAUUGGUCGCCUCUAUUGAACAGUAUAAUGCAAGAUCGAAGUCUGUCCAAAAUUUACGGAUAUAGUCAAGAUUGCCGCAAAAAGAUUAGAGAGAAAAUAGAUACAGAAAAGAAACUUAUAAAAUUACGUAAGUUUAAGCUUGCAGGUGCUCCGCCGCAACAAAGGGACAAUCGAAGGGAGAAUUAAAAAACAUGACAAUGGCAAAAAAUGAUAUAUAAGUUUGUGAAUCGCAAAAUGGCAAAUGGAUUGGCAUUCUGCUCGCACGUUCAGGAGAUGCACACGCAAGGGUCGACAGCAGCCAAUUUUAUACACGAAUUAUCUACUACGAUGCUUCGUUCACUCAAUCGCGGUCUGUCUGAAGAACUCAUUGAUGAUCACCAGCCUCACGCUCGAUGGUAUCCCUCUGGCACCCACGUAUCUAAGGAUUCUCGGUGAUGGUCUGGCAAAUAAUCGUAAUCUACGAAGCUUGUCACUGUCCAGAUGUCGAAUAGGAGAUGCAGGUUGUUAUAUGUUGUUGGAAAAUUUACAACGUAAUCCAACUCUUCAUAUCCUAAAUCUAUCGUCAUGCUGCCUCACUAACAGAAGCGCAACAUGCCUGUCAUUGUUCUUCAAAAAGAGAAAAGCCGAUUUGCUACAAAGCGGUCAGAAGGAGUCAGCAUUACCUGGAGAUGCUCGCACAACGGAGGAAGGAUUGCGAGUGCUGAUACUUGAUAAAAAUUAUCGAUUUAGUGACAUCGGUUUGAGACAAUUAACACGUAUGCUGAAAAAUGAUCUUUGGCUCAAGACAUUGUGCUUACGUGGUUGCGGAAUUACGCAACAUGGAGGAAAAAUUGCAUUAGAGCUUUUACAAAUAAAUAGCGUGCUUACACAGAUUGAUCUUAGGGAUAAUGAAGUAUCGGCCAAUAUACAAGAAAUUAUUCGCAAGAUUUUAAGGAAAAGAAAAAUUAUAGAAGAAAAAAUACCGAUAAAGAAACGAUUGCUGAAUCACAAGCAUAUCGUACAAAAUAUAAUUUCAAGAAAUAAAUCAUCGUCUCAGCAUCUAUCGAAAAAAAAUAAACUUCUCGAAACUCAAACUCAUACUCAAACAAAAACGCAAAAAGAUUGUAUUUCACAAACACAACAAACCACACUUGAACGAAAGAUGAGAAGAAAGGGUAAGAAAUGUAGAUCAUAUAGUUCAAUGAAGACAAGUCAAAUCACUUGGAUCAAUGCGGACGAAUUAAAAAGUCGGCUGUCUUAUAUGAUCGAACGCAAUCAGAAUUUAAUAAGAGAUUUGGAGAACAGUACCAAUUUUCUACUGAAGGAAACAGAUCGCCGUUUGAGUGCUGAAGAGGCAUAUCAUAAAAUACAACCCCGACUGCGAACUCUCAAGAAUAAAAUCGCCAUGCAAAAUUCCAUUCAUUCGAAUAUGCGUUACGAAAAUAAAGUUUACGCAAACUUAAAAAAUAUAUUCAACGAAUGGAAAAUCUCGACAAACGGGAAAAUAUUAAGUAUAGACAAAAGUCUUUGCAAAAGAGUUGACCAGAAUAAAAUUAAAUCUAAUGUUUGUUAUGAUAAAAAUCAACCGUUAAAAAAUAAAAUCACUAAUUUUUUCAGAGAAGAUCUUAAAUAAAAUUGUGGCAUUAAUAAUUCUAUAUUGUACAUACAAUUACGUGUUGUAUGGCAAUUUAGCAUUGAGUGUAAAAUAAAAAGUAUAGUACUAUAAAA